Molecule: messenger RNA, 1179 nt
Organism: Brassica napus (rape)
Lineage: Eukaryota; Viridiplantae; Streptophyta; Magnoliopsida; Brassicales; Brassicaceae
Exons: 6
Coding region: 320-868 (182 amino acids)
Biological process (GO): cristae formation
Cellular component (GO): MICOS complex
Source: RefSeq, a predicted model, not a curated record
AUUUCUGAUUGUUGUAUCCAGGCUUCAGAGGUUUCCUUUGAGAAAGAAAGGCAUCUACGUCUGGUAAAAACGGUGUCCCUCCCGUGCUGAAACCAGAUGCCUCCAAAGUGUCUCCUCCAGAUGGUUCUUCAAAAGUGGUUAUAGGAGGCGGAGGGCGCUGCUGCUGCUAUUGCUGGUGCUUUUCUGGUAGCAUAUCAGACUCUGCCACUCUGACUUCCAGGAGAAGUAGGAAAAUGAGCUGAGAGAUCUUAGAGCACGAGCUAAAAAGAGAAGAAAAAAAACAAAAGCAGCAGCUGCGAUCAAGGCAAUCCAAGAGAGAAUGGAAGAUAAGCUCAAAACAGAAAUUGAACAAAAGGAAACUGAAGCAAAGUUAGCUUUGAGUGAAGCUGAAGAAAUGGCAAAAGCUGAGUUGAUUUCGGCAAUUGCAAAAGAGAAGGUAGCGCAAAUUGAAAAAAAAUGGCAGAGGCAGAUCUUAAUGAUAAAGGCGUUGUGUAUGGCAUUCUAUGCGCGCUCUGAAGAGGCUCGCCAAAGUCAUUCAAUUCACAAGCUUGCAUUGGGUGCACUUGCGCUGGAAGAUACACUCUCCAAAGGGUUGCCAAUCCAAAAUGAGAUAGAUAUGCUUCAGACUUAUCUUGAAGGAAUUCAUCAGGACUCAAUGUUAGACUUGGUGUUAUCAUCUCUUCCAGAGGAAGCACUAUCCACUGGAACAGAUACAGUACAGCAGCUGAACCAGAAGUUUAAUACCUUGAGAGGAGCACUUAGACACUUCAGUCUCAUUCCACCUGGUGGCGGAGGAAUCUUAGCACAUUCACUAGCAGAUAUAGCAUCGUGGCUCAAGGUGUUAAAGGAAGUAAAGCAGAGGAAAUAGUGAAUGCUUGGGUGAGACGUGCAAGAAACAGAGCCAUCACAGAACAAGCUGUAACUCUUCUCCAAUCUUAUGCAACUUGUGCUAGCCUCACUUGAUCAUCUGGCCCAGAGUCCUCAAGUUCAUUGAUUUUGGCCAGAGGAAGAAUCAUUGGUUGUUACGAUUCUCAAUUCUUCUGUUUAUAAUAACUGCACUAUGAAACAUACACUGUUUCUUUUAGGACUCAUCACUGGUUUGGUGUUUAAAAUCACAGUUGUCCUUAUCUGAGUUAGAAUUUAACAGAAGCAGCUGAAUGCGCUUAAAUUUUGUUAGAA